UGGUAUAUUGUUUUUAGAUCAAAGUCGUCAACGUCAAAGUAUUAUAUUUGUGAUUGUGAAUUUGUAAAAUUAUUUAUUAUUUUGUUUAUAAAAUACAAAAACAUAUAACUUUUAUUAAAAUGUCUUGUCGCAACGCUUCUCACGCUGGUAGUUGGUACACUGAAAAUGGCAAUGAAUUGUCCCGCCAACUGGACCUCUGGCUGUCAAAGGCUGAUCUCACACACGGGCCGGCACGAGCCAUCAUUGCACCCCACGCGGGUUAUUCAUAUUGCGGAGCGUGCGGAGCGUGCGCAGCCUUCGCCUACAGACAAGUCAGCCCUGUUGUUGUGAAGCGCGUGUUUAUCCUAGGCGCGUCGCAUUACGCCCGGAUGGGCGAAUGUGCUCUGUCCUCGCUCGACAAAUAUCAAACUCCGCUCUACGAUCUCACCAUAGACAAACAGAUAUACGCGGAGUUGGAGGCGACGCGUCAGUUCGAAUGGAUGGACGUGGAGACGGACGAAGACGAGCGUUCUAUAGAGAUGCACCUACCGUACAUCGCCAAAGUUAUGGAGGAGUAUAAAACCGGUUUCACAAUCAUACCAAUUUUGGUCGGCUCUCUAACGCCGGAAAAGGAGGCCAAAUAUGGUGCAAUCCUGGCCCCCUACCUGGCUGACCCGCAGAAUUUACUAGUGAUCUCCUCCGACUUCUGCCACUGGGGCUCGAGGUUCCGGUACACUUGGCGCGACUCGUCCAGGGGACCCAUCCACCAGAGCAUCGAGUGGCUCGACAAACAGGCUAUGGACAUAAUUGAGAAGAUGGAUCCGCGCGCGUUCACAGAGUAUAUAAAAAAGUAUAGCAACACGAUAUGCGGCAGGCAUCCCAUAGGCGUGCUACUGCAGGCAAUAUCGAAGCUUCAAUCGCAACAGAACGCACCAAGAAUGUCCAUGAAAUUCCUAAAAUACGCCCAGUCGUCGCAGUGCGUGAACCCGCAGGACUCGUCCGUGUCGUACGCCAGUGCCUCCCUCGUGUUCGAGUAGGCCGCACCCGCCGCAUCAUCCCGUUGAAACUCACCGGCGAAAAUCCCGCGGGAUUCCGCGAUUUUUUUUGUGAAGUUAGUGACGAUCUCUUAGAAUGUUGUUGUUGGUAAAUCGAUCCCGGGAUUGGAAAGUGUUGUCACAAUUCAUAAAAAAUUUUGAAAUGGUUAGUUGAUUGAUUAAAAAAAUUAAUUAAAAGGACAGUGUAAUAAAGUGUCCUUUUUUUUUAAUGUUUGACCCAUUCAUUAAUUAUUGUGUCAAACAUUGAUAAUCAUUAAUUAAAAACAAAAAGAUGUCAAACAAAUGUUCCACAUGGGUACUGUUAUGUUGUCGAAAACAAAUAAAUUGUACAUUUAAUUAAAUUUCAAAUAAAGAAGGCGCCGUGGGAUUUAUUUUCUAUUAAAACAUAUAAAAAAAUAACAAAUGUUUAAUUUUUUUUUUUCAAUACAAUUUAAUGAAAAUGUAAUUAAAUUUUGUUGAAGCUAUCAUAAAAGUACGUUCUAAACAAAAUUAGGAAUAAAUCUUUUUUUUUAUACAACUUAGAAUGGCAAACAAGCUGACGGCCCACCUGAUGGAAAGUGGUAACCGUCGCCUAUAGACAUGAGCAGUACCAUGAACAUAACAGAGUAUACCGUUACGCCCAUGAUACCCCCCAUGCGUUGCCAUUCCUGAGGACUCAGGUGUUAUUCCUCUGUACCGUGUAAAUUGACGCCAUAUCCCACCCUUCAAACCGAAACACAGCCAUGCUUCACGGUUCAAAUACGAAUGGGACAGAGAUACCCAAGCAAUCGACUUUUAUACAAAGUCUCCCUCUGGUGAUCUAUAUUCAAUCGAUAAUCAACAUUCAAUUUAUCGAUUCUCGAUUGUUCGAUCGGACAUCACUAGGCUGUCUCGGGAGGGCGAGGGGGAAUCGAUUAAUUUAGUUUACAUUCUCAUUAAAUUAUUAUGAAAAAAAUUACAUAUUUGUUAAUUUUUAAUAAUGCUUAAAUAGAGGACAAGUUCCACGGCACUUUUUAUUAAAACUUAAGUUCUGUGGGAACACGGCGAGGGCAAGCACGAAAGAUCGUGUAAAGGGCUCCAGGAUUUUCUGCCUGAAAAAGCCCAACAUUCAAUUAAUAAGUUAAGAAAUAAAUUUAGAAGCACAGUACCACAGAAUCGGCCUCAUUAUAAUGCACCUACAGUCGCCUCGUUCUUUGCCUUCUUCCUACCCGUAUCCCAAUUAUUAUAUGGGGUCGGCGUAAUGUUUUUUCCAUAUUAAAAGGCCGGCAGCACACCUGCAAUGCCGCUGGUGUUGUGAGUGAUCAUGGGCGGCGGUAGUCACUUACCAUCAGGUGAGCCGCAUGCUCGUUUGCCCCGUGUUGUAAAAAAAAAUAUUACAAAAUGAAAUUGACUUAGUUUUACGACCGGCCGCCUGCCUGACCUCAACCCUCUUUUGGGAAAGCACUUGUUGGUGGUAUUCGCCACCUUUCCGCCUCUUUACCAUGGGAACGAAAUAAUGCGCUUACGCAUCGUAUGUGUACUGUGUUACCACAUAAAUAAAUAUAAGUUAUUAAACUAAAAUCUAUAUCGAAUCGUAAGAUCUGGAACUUUAUAGUUUUAUUAAAAAAAAAAAUACAAAUCUGUAUUGAUUGCUCUGUAAUUAGAUUUAAUUGGGAGCCUUUUUAGAAACAAGAAAGUUUUUUCUUUUAUUUAAUGUGUAAACCCAUAAACCCUUAAUAAAAAAAAAUAAAAAAAACUAAUAAUGUUACAUUAUUUUACUGUCUUUUAAACUUGGCAUAUAUGUAUCGUAAAAGUCUGUUAAAUAUAAAUAAAUAAUAAUAAAUAAAUAUAAAGAUGAAUUCUAAACUCCACCAAGCGUAAACAAUCUUCACUAUCCACACUUGUUUUUUUAUACAACUUAGAAUGGCAAACAAGCUGAUGGUCCACCUGAUGGAAAGUGGUAACCGUCGCCUAUAGACAUGAGCAGUACCGUGGACAUAACAGAGUAUACUGUUUCGCCCAUGAUACCCCCCAUGCGUUGCCAUUCCUGAGGACUUAGGUGUUAUUCCUCUGUACCCAGUAAAUUCACGCCAUAUCCCACCCUUCAAACUGAAACACAGCCAUGCAAACACAACUGCUUUACAGUUGAAACACGAAUGCGACAGAGGUACCCAAGCAAUCGACUUUUGUACAAAGUUUUUCUCCGGUGUAAUAUAUGCCAAGUGUAUAAAAACAGUUUGUACUAUUUUUUUUUUCACAUAUAAUUUUUUCUAAUAGUUUCCUCUGCUCUUCUAUGGCGUAUGUCCAAUAUUCCCGGUUAAAAAAUGUAUAUUUUACGGGCUUUUAUUUAACUUGCAACGUAAGUUUGUUUAAUUUGAACCUUGCAAGCUUUAAAACCAUUCCUUUAUAUCAUGAUUGAACUAAAAUUUUGCAUACUCAUAAUACUUACAAAAUGGCCGUCACCACAAAAUGGCGGACGGUGUAUUUUUUAUCAACUCCUUUACUGUGGCUUUUAAAUGAAAGCAUUUGAAGAGUAGAUAACGAUGCAAUAAAUGACGUCAUUAAAAUAAUUGGCAGCUACAAAAUGGCGGAUUAUAAAAGAUUGUUUUAAAAAAUAAAAGUUUAAACUGUCGCGUUCUAUAACUACUUUUACAUUUAAUUUCUUGUCUUAUUUUGUAUUCCCGGGAUUAUUUGUAAAUAGACUGUUUACAUCUCAAAAUUUGCGUAUAUUUAAUAAAAAGAAAAUAUUUAAUAGGUACUAGUGUUGUGUAAAGUGUGGGAUUCCGAGUCCCACGGGAUUAGCCCUAAAAGAUUUCAAUUGGUGAUGUGUAACAAUUUUUUUUUUUUAUAUUGUAAUAAUUUUAAGGUAUUUUUCAUUAGUUUUAGUUCUCUUAUUGAACCACAAAGAAUAUGUCUUUUUUUUUUUCAAUAAUAAAAUACUUAGUUAAUAAAAGCUGCCUGAAAAAAUAGGUCACAUGUCUAUUAUGUUUAUUUUAAAUUUAGAAUAUAAAUUAAAUUCUUUUUUUUUUUAA
This is a messenger RNA of Galleria mellonella (greater wax moth), 4024 nucleotides long. Its product is annotated as protein MEMO1. The coding region runs from base 120 to 1016 and encodes 298 amino acids. Lineage: Eukaryota; Metazoa; Arthropoda; Insecta; Lepidoptera; Pyralidae. The record is from RefSeq and is a predicted model, not a curated record. The transcript has 9 exons.